Monopterus albus (swamp eel) is the source of this 1217-nucleotide messenger RNA. RefSeq names its product granulysin (gene gnly). The coding region runs from base 538 to 957 and encodes 139 amino acids. NCBI's taxonomy places the organism in Eukaryota, Metazoa, Chordata, Actinopteri, Synbranchiformes, Synbranchidae. The transcript is spliced from 5 exons. Gene Ontology annotation, biological process: lipid metabolic process; defense response to bacterium. The record is from RefSeq and is a predicted model, not a curated record.
UUGCACUCUGCUCCACUACCCCAAGCCCCCAGGGUGGUUUGUCCCAUUAAAUAUCACCCCAGUAAACUUGGUUACCUUUUAUUCAGUCCUGUGUGUUAUGCAUUUGGGUCCUGUGUUAUUUGCAGACCAUAUCUAACAAAACAAAACAAAAAAACGGUCUAAGUGUUCAUACUCAUAUAGGUACUGCAGAUAAAUUAUUUCUACCAGGUUGAGUUUACAAUAAAAGUAUGUUUCUCACAUGACAACGCAAGAACAACCACGAGUCCUGGCAUCAGCAUCGCUAUUCUUCUGAUAUCUGUGAGGAAGAAGGUAAUGACUUACUUUGAUAUUGUUCUUCUAUUUACUCAGACAUUUUUAUUUCAGCCGUUGCUGAGUUGUGGGGGACCGAGCUUAAGAGAACCUUCCAUCUUGGUUAAAACUCCAUGUGAGGAAAAGAGCAGACUACCAUGAAGAGGAGGGUGAGCUACUUUUCUGUGGCCCACCCUAUAUAAGAGGUGGAGUAUCAGCGGACUCAGAUAUCACAUCUCACUGCCAGCAAUGGAGACAUCUUCAGUUCUACUUGUGUGCAUCCUGGUGACAUGUUCAGUCUGGACAGUUCACGGGAGAACCUUUGAGGUCAGCAUUGAUGAUCAGAAGCAAGUGGACGUGGAAAUCUCUGUGGAGGCUGGCAAGCGUCCAGGUUUGUGCUGGGCCUGUAAGUGGGCUUUAAACAAGGUGAAGGCAGUGAUCGGACCAAACACCACCACGGAGAACAUAACAACAAAGUUGAAGUCCAUCUGCGACCAACUUGGCUUUUUAAAAUCAAAAACAAAGUUGAAGUCCAUCUGCGACCAAAUUGGCUUAUUAAAAUCUAUGUGCCGCAAAUUUGUGACAAAGCACCUGCAAGAACUGAUCGAGGAACUCACCACCACCGAUGAUGUGAGGACGAUCUGCGUCAACACCAGAGCCUGCAAGUGAGUUACCAGCCCGCCAUUAUAUUAUUCAACCCACAUGUACAAAGGUUUCACUGCCCAUUUACCAGUUUAUUAAAUGAGCCCUGAUGCAGACCUCCAGGAAGGCUGCACAGUGGUGGAAAAUACAGACAGUACAUUAACUCAAGAACUGUACAGUAGGACAAUUUUGUUGUAGUUUUAUUUUACUUUACCAUUUCCAUUUCCUGCUACUUUUUGUCUUCUGUCCACAUUUCAUUGGAAAUGAACUACAGUAUUUCAGUGGAC